GUUCUAAACAAUGCCUCCUUUUACAUCUAGCUACGUCUCAAUCCUCAGAAAAAAGUCCUUCACUUUCAGUUUCACCACCACCGCCUUCAAAUUCCAAAACCCCAUGACCAUGAGCACACUCGCAGAUGUCUCCACAAUCUCCACCCCAAAAACCCUCAAAUCCCGUCUUCACAAUGGCGAUACCCUCUACGGCCUCUUUCUCCUCAGCUUCUCGCCCACUUUGGCCGAGAUCGCCGGCCUCGCCGGCUGCGACUACGUCGUCGUCGACAUGGAGCAUGGUCCCGGCGGCGUCUCCAAUGCGCUCUCCUGCCUUCACGCCCUCGCUGCCGCGUACCCCGCAAUCCUCCGGCUACCUGAGAACUGCCCCACUUGGGCAAAGAAGGCCCUGGAUCUUGGCCCACAGGGGAUCAUGUUCCCCAUGAUCCAAACCCCAGAUGCCGCCAAGCAGGCUGUCUCGUACUGUCGCUUCCCUCCCAAAGGGGUCCGCGGCUCGGCCAACACAGUCGUGAGGGCCUCGGGUUACGGUAUCGACGAAGGGUAUUUAGGUAAUUACGCGGAGAAUUUAAUGAUCAUGUGCCAGGUGGAGUCCGAGGAGGGGGUCAAGAACGCAGAGGAGAUCGCCGCCGUUGAUGGGGUGGACUGCAUUCAAAUAGGGCCGCGAGAUCUGAGUUUCAGCAUGGGGUACCUGGGAGACAUGGGUAACAACAAUGUGAGGGAGACGAUGAGAGUCGCCGAGAAGGCCGUGCUGAGUGGUGGGGCCUACUUGGCCGGGAUUGCGUCGCCGUUCGAUCGGUCCAAUGAUCUGAGUAAACGUGGAUAUCAUAUGGUGGCUGGUGGCGUGGAUGUGGCGCUGUUCAAGAGCGCGGUCGCAGAGGAUGUGAAGAGGUUCAAGAUGGGUUUGACGAAGGGCAAAUAAUGAGAAAUAAUGGUCUGUUUGGAAGGAAAUUUUAGAAUAUUUUCUGUUUGUAUUGAACGGAAUAAAUAUCUCAUCCUCAG
This is a messenger RNA of Corylus avellana, 996 nucleotides long. NCBI's taxonomy places the organism in Eukaryota, Viridiplantae, Streptophyta, Magnoliopsida, Fagales, Betulaceae. The record is from RefSeq and is a predicted model, not a curated record.